AUGAGUGCAGGAGGAGCAUUUGGCGGAAAUAGAGGCGCAAGACCUGUGCCGCCUGAAAAAGGAGUUUUUCCGUUGGAUCAUAUGCAUCUAUGUGACCUGGAAAAGAAAGAUUACAUCAGUUGUCUGAAGUCCGAGAGCCAUAAAUCUGAAAAAUGUAGACAGUUUUCUAAAAAGUACCUGGAAUGCCGUAUGGAAAAGAACCUGAUGGCAAGGCAAGAUAUGUCAGAACUUGGAUUUAGAGAUGUUAAGGAUUUGCAAGCUUCUGCAAAUGAAAGUGUCACUCUGAAGAAUCUAUAA
This is a messenger RNA of Striga hermonthica, 297 nucleotides long. The record is from the annotation of a GenBank genome assembly. Lineage: Eukaryota; Viridiplantae; Streptophyta; Magnoliopsida; Lamiales; Orobanchaceae.